Lytechinus pictus (painted urchin) is the source of this 954-nucleotide messenger RNA. RefSeq lists its product as uncharacterized. NCBI's taxonomy places the organism in Eukaryota, Metazoa, Echinodermata, Echinoidea, Temnopleuroida, Toxopneustidae. The transcript has a single exon. Bases 1 to 954 code for a protein of 317 amino acids. The record is from RefSeq and is a predicted model, not a curated record.
AUGCCUAUACUGUUACCCCGCCACUACUACCAGUACCACAGCUACCACUACACAUGCCAAUACUGUUACCCCGACCACUACUACCAGUACCACUACACAUGCCAAUACUGUUACCCCCACCAGUACCACAGCUACCACUACACAUGCCAAUACUGUUACCCCAACCACUACUACCAGUACCACAGCUACCACUACACAUGCCAAUACUGUUACCCCCACCAGUACCACAGCUACCACUACACAUGCCUAUACUGUUACCCCGCCACUACUACCAGUACCACAGCUACCACUACACAUGCCAAUACUGUUACCCCGACCACUACUACCAGUACCACUACACAUGCCAAUACUGUUACCCCCACCAGUACCACAGCUACCACUACACAUGCCAAUACUGUUACCCCAACCACUACUACCAGUACCACAGCUACCACUACACAUGCCAAUACUGUUACCCCCACCAGUACCACAGCUACCACUACACAUGCCAAUACUGUUACCCCUGGCCACCACUACCAGUACCACAGCUACCACUACACAUGCCAAUACUGUUACCCCAACCACUACUACCAGUACCACUACACAUGCCAAUACUGUUACCCCAACCAGUACCACAGCUACCACUACACAUGCCAAUACUGUUACCCCCACCACUACCAGUACCACAGCGGCCACUACACAUGUAUGUCAAUACUGUUACUUCAUCACUACUACCAGUACCACAGCUACCACUACACAUGCCAAUACUGUUACCCCACCACUACUACCAGUACCACAGCUACCAGUGCCACUACACAUGCCAAUACUGUUACCCCACCACUACUACCAGUACCACAUCUACUACACACACCCAUCGGAAACUCCAACUCCCACCACCACUUCUUGUCCGACAUCUACCACUACUUGUAUACAUAUUGGUACCACCUUUACCACUUCAUACCUACAUGUACAUAA